UUUGUGAUGUUGUAUGAUACGGAGUGAAACAGAAGCUCAAUCAUAGCAAUUUACAAAUGCAAAAGAACUGAGUUCCGAGGAAGAGAAAGUAAAAUGGCGACCGUGCCUCCACCCUCUCCUCCUCCGCGCUCCGCCUCCGGUUCCGGCAACACCUCUCCCACCGGCAAGGUGGAAGCUGCUACGAACAAUGGGAAUUGUGACGUCGACGAUAAAAAACCUAACUUCACCGAUGGGCUUGAUCACUUGGACAGUCCACAGUGCAUUGAGAGAUUCAGAAAAUAUGACAAUGAUUACGCUCAUCGAUUGGUGGGAAAAUAUUUCUCUAACAAAAACCUUUAUGGAGGAAACGUAUUUGAUGUGCAACUAAGAGUAAAGGAUGAAAUGAUAAAUUCAAGCGGCUUGACUUGUUACAGGUCAUAUGCAGAUCCUGUAGUAGGUUUUGAAGAUCAAUCCAGCAAUGGAUCAACACCACCAGCAGAUUCCCAAGCUAGCAUCCCCAAUGGGAAGCAUGUGGUGAAGAAGAACUGAAUUAAUAUGCCUUGAGAAGUAUCAAUGCAUGUCAUCAUAGAAAUCUUAAUGCAAUUCAAUGCACUUAGAAAUUGUGGAACUUAUGACUGAAGAUGUUCAUGGCCUCAACCAUCAAUUUCCUUGCCUGAGAUUUUUCGAUCAUGAUCUGCUCUGGGGUUACAACUAUGUGUUAAGGGGUCAUUAUUUCUAUGAUGUUUCAGCCCGCUAAGUGAAUAAUUGUCACCAUCUAAUUCUCCAUUUCAUAACCAUUUUCUAGUUUGCCUUAACUAGUUCGUAGUCUGGUACAUUGAAAGUC
Molecule: messenger RNA, 823 nt
Organism: Vigna unguiculata (cowpea)
Lineage: Eukaryota; Viridiplantae; Streptophyta; Magnoliopsida; Fabales; Fabaceae
Source: RefSeq, a predicted model, not a curated record